AUGAUGCUGGCCGACAGUCGCGAGCGCGCAGAGAUCAUUGCAACAACCGGGCGAUCACAUCCGCGUCCUCGGGCUCAGAGGUUGUGGGCGCAGGAGACGCUGUCCGAUUGGUGGGCAUGCUACGCCGACAAACUGGAAGGUGGUGCGAGCCAAAGUGUGGCAGAUGAAGGUGAUGGACUCUGCCACGCAUGUUCCACAUUUCUUGGCUGUUUUAUCUUCAUUGCGCUGCUCGGCCUUUUGCAAGAGCAUUUUUUGAGCAGCUUGAGUGAGACGUACCAGGCAACCUGGAACGACCUUGGAUUGGCUGGAGUGGAGCGUUGUGUUGAGGAGAUAGAUGCAACAAAGAGCAACUUCUUCUUGGCCCCUGCUGGAAAGCUUUUGCCGAAGUGUGCCAUCGACUCAAUGCUGGUUUGUCAUGCCAUUUUGGCACUCAGCCAUUCGCAGCUCUGCAGGUCAUACCAGGGGAUGCUACAACAAAAUAUCGCUAGGUCUAUCGAGCUGUCAGAGGAGAUCCCAUGUGGUACUGGAUGUCCCGGUGGCAUGACGUGCAAUCCGUACGACAGGUUCUGCUACUUCGACUUUCCCGAACCAUCCGCAGGAUGGACGAUUCAACCUGGAGCCACGGUGGAGCUCUACACUCCAAAUGUUGCUGUUCGCCAGGGCAACGGCGUGGUCGCAGACUGGAGCGGCAAACUGGAGUUCUACCCCAACGCCAGCAUGGACAUGGGGCCUCCGGCGUCAGCUCUCUGCAACGGACAAAGCAAGUGUCCGACGUACCAGGGACUGAACGGAGUUGCCACAGCCGUCGAGUUCACCUUCGUUCCACAUGGUGCAGAUUUCUAUGAUGUUUCGAUCAUCAACGGUUUUAACAUUGGCAUCGAGAUGAAGCCUGACGGAUCCUUCCGACCUGUUGUCCGCUCAGGUGCCGACAGUAGGGGCUACAACUGCGGAGCAGCUGGAGCUCAGGCCCAAGCAGACAGGCGCUUGUCAACUUGCCCGUGGGAGUUCUCCAAGCGACUACAGGCGCUGGGACAAGCUGACAUCAGUCCACUGCUUACGCAAGUCGAUGGGGGAUAUGGCUACUGCCGGACGCAUGGAGAUUGCCAGGGGCAGGACAUUGUAUGUGGGCAGGUUGCAAAAACGGUUUGGGAUUGGGUGGCGAGAGUGUAUCGUCCGACGACACAGAUUACAAUGGAGUGCGGCCAUCGGAUUGGCGUGUGGUCAGUCUACCAGCUUUGUGUCUGGAGUGGGAACACGUAUCGCAGCCCUGCCCCCUUCGAUGGACUGAUCGAUUGCCCUAGCAUGCACUACAUGUUUGCCUGUGCUGGCCCCGCUCCCUGGACAACAACGUGCUACAAUACUGUACCCGCUGGUGGUGAGUGCUGUGGAUGUGCCAACUGGACAGAAGCACUGGGAAUUCCUAUACCGGAAGGUGGCAAAGGCUGCCAAGGAGCCAGUCAGACAUGGCAGGUGACCGCUCAACCUUUCUACGAGAUUCUGAAGGCCGGCUGUCCGACGGCCUACACCUUCGCAUUCGAUGAUGAGACCAGCACCUUCACGUGCCGAACUGCGGAGAGCCAGGAAGAUGACACUAUUCCCAACAGGGCGGGCUACAACAUAACACUUUGCCCGACGGACCCGGACUUCGAGGAGCUGGGUGGAGGAGCUGACCAGGUUUGCAGAGGCGAAGCUUGGUGGGACAACAACAAUAUGUACUUUGUCCUCUUUUCUGGCCAGACUCUGAGUGAGUGCAAGAUGAGAUGCCGCGAGACAGAUGGUUGCAAGGGCAUUGAGUAUGGCCCCUUUGGGCGGUGCGAGGUUUGGACACGGAGUGCUGGCAUACAGUCGACCAGAACUCUGGCAGGCUACAAGUGCCUCCGCUACGUCCCAUUCGAGUUUCAGCAAAUGGGAACGGGCAAGGACGAAGCUUGUCGCGGGUUGACAGCACGCGACAGUUCAGAACACGAUUACAUACUCUAUCAGAACGAGACGUUCAGUGGCUGCCAACGACGCUGCCGCAUUGCUUCGAAUGUUUGCCAGGGCAUCGACUUUGGCCCGGACGGCACAUGCGAGGUAUGGACUCACAGUGCAGGCAUCCAAGCGACGGUUCCGGUGAUGGGGCAUUCUUGCUACAUCUUUGCCCCAUCCGACUUCGAGAGCGUGGGUGGGGAGAAUCAGGCAUGCCGCGGACGGACAUGGUACGAUAAUUCGCCUUCGUACUACACCCACGUUCGAGACCAGACCCUCGACUCAUGCAAGAGCCUCUGCAGAGGCAUGGGGACCAGGUGCAAAGGAAUCGAGUUCGGUCCUUUUGGAAGAUGCGAGUUAUGGAAGCUGGCAAGUUUUGAUACAGGCAGCUGUGCUGGACUCGUCAAGAUCCUGCCUGUCAGCCUGGAGCUACAGGCUGCCCUGGCGGUUGCAGCCACCAUCGCCGCACAAGAGUUGAGCGGAUCGGUUCAUCCGGCAGGUGCUGCCAAUGCAGUCAUCUUCUUGGAGGCUCAGUCAUGCUCAUGGCCAUCCUUUGCAUGCAUGUGUGCAAGUGCCGCGGUGCUCUUGGUUGCGGCUGAUGAGGUGAACAUCCGUCGGGCGCAGAGUCAUCCUCCGAAAUUGACGUCGCAGGAUUCAGAUACCAGCCCUGUUCGAAGUCGUGAAGCAGCCAAGUACUAUGUCAGCCUUCUGGAAGCCUUCAUUUCCGAUCCCGGGUCGAAGCUACCAGAGACCGCCGACUCGCCUCCGAAACGGGGUGAAAACGAGACCGAGAGGCCCAAGCAGCGGACACCGCCGUCUCAGCGCACAGCAGGCAUCAGCUGUGCUCAUCGGGAUCCCACCGAGCACUCGAAGUUGGACCGUGCUCAGCGACAGUUGCUGUGCUGCCUCGGGGAGGCUGAUCUGCUCAGCUACCUCAUUCAGCACUUGCGUAGUCGAGCCACGCUGAUGAAACUACCUCCCGCAGCAACGGAAGUUGUGCGACUUCUGGAGGGGCGCCUUGCCAGACUUCCUGUCUUGCCCAAGACAGCGGGUGCACAACCGAACGUGGAGUUGCUCCGCAAGUCGUUUGAGCAGAUGACUUUCAUGCGACUCCUGGACUUUGUGCCCGCCCACUGUAAGGAGCCGCCGGUCUUGUGGACGUCACUGUUGGGGGGGGGGGGGGGCCAAGCGGCUGCGAAGAGAACUACAGAGUGA
This is a messenger RNA of Symbiodinium sp. CCMP2456, 3183 nucleotides long. The record is from the annotation of a GenBank genome assembly. Lineage: Eukaryota; Dinophyceae; Suessiales; Symbiodiniaceae.